Messenger RNA from Peronospora farinosa, 978 nucleotides. Lineage: Eukaryota; Oomycota; Peronosporomycetes; Peronosporales; Peronosporaceae. The record is from the annotation of a GenBank genome assembly.
AUGGCAAAGAUGGCGAAGACCAAGGGCAAAAUGCUGCUUGUUGGUGCUGGACCGGGCGAUCCGGAGCUGCUGACGCUCAGAGCCUAUCGAGCACUGCAGCAGGCAGAUCUUGUGUUGGCAGAUCGUCUCGUGCCCCGUGACGUGCUGGAGAUCGCCAAGUGUGAGAUUCGUGUGGCACGCAAGCGCUGCGGCCAGGCCGACUUUGCACAGGCGGAGCUUGAUGCCUGGGGUCUAGAAGCACUUGCAAUGGGCAAACAAGUGGUGCGACUUAAGAACGGUGAUCCGUUCGUGUACGGUCGUGGUGGCGAAGAAGUUGUGAUCUACUCGAAAGCGGGUUUCGAUGUAGAGGUGAUCCCGGGCAUCUCCAGUGCGCUUUCAGCGCCUGCAAGUGCUGGUAUUCCGACCACAAUGCGUGAUGUAGCCGAUCAGGUACUGAUAUGCACGGGUCAUGGAAAGAAGGACCGUUUCCCAGACCUACCCGAGUAUUGCGACCACCGCACCACGAUUUUUCUCAUGGCAAUUGGCCGUAUCGAGGGACUCUGCGAGGCACUACAAGCCGAGCGCGGAUACCCGAGCGACAUGCCCGCUGCAGUUAUCCACGCUGCCACCAUGAUCAAUGCAUCGACGGUCCGCAGCACGCUGGACACGAUCGCUGAAGAGGUGCGUCGUCGCGGUAUCGAUCCUCCUGGAACAUUGGUGUUAGGUAAUGUUGUUAACGCGCUGACUUAUCUCAAGAACUAUGACGCUGUGAAGGACGUUGACGUCGGGCUAACAAACACCUCGACGUAUACCAUCUCCUACGCACCAAUAUCGUGCUUUCCGGAGAUCGAUUUAGGUGAGCACAUCGUGCUGCACGCAAAGACCAAACGUCCGGAAAUUUUCGGGCUGGGUUUAUUGAUUGGAAAUGUGUUCCUGAUAGUGUUGGCAUUGACUUUGAUUGUGACGGUCGCGUCGGGCGUGGCCAUUACUCAGACGUAG